Microdochium trichocladiopsis is the source of this 1727-nucleotide messenger RNA. RefSeq names its product putative pyrroline-5-carboxylate reductase. The record is from RefSeq and is a predicted model, not a curated record. NCBI's taxonomy places the organism in Eukaryota, Fungi, Ascomycota, Sordariomycetes, Xylariales, Microdochiaceae. The transcript has 2 exons. The coding region runs from base 349 to 1353 and encodes 334 amino acids. Gene Ontology annotation, biological process: L-proline biosynthetic process. Gene Ontology annotation, molecular function: pyrroline-5-carboxylate reductase activity.
GAGUGUCUCCGCGCCUUCCAAGGUUGACCGGCCUCCGGAGCGGUUGGGCGGGGCUUCGUUUGUUGUGACUGCCGGUCGUGCCUCCCAUUUCCAGUGUUUGCUUAUGCAAUAGUCACGGGUACUUAUGCCUUGCUGGAACCGCUCAUCGACAGCCUCCACCAUACCAUGUGUGCCCUGAAUUGCUCAAGACUGGCACGGCUCCCCUCGUUGGCGACCAUGUGCGGUGCGGCUGGCUAGACCCUUUCAUGUCUGCGAACCGCUCAACUUGGCACUAUCCGUGUUAGUCUCCGCGUCCGACUUACACCACCCGACGCCCGCUCGACUUACACCCUGCAAACACCCUCCAUCAUGUCAGCCCUCAGGAACAACUCCCGCUUGACGUUGGCGAUUCUCGGUUGUGGAAACAUGGGAAUCGCCAUCCUCCGCGGCGUGGUCACAUCCCAGCACUCCGCUUCCAGUCAACCCAGCCACGACAGCGCUGCCAGGCCACCACCACCACCAUUCUUCUUCACCCGCUUCAUCGCCUGCGUCAACCGCCCCGAGUCCGUCGUCGCCCUCCAGCACAAAGUGUCCGAGCUCGGCCCACUACCGAGCACUGCCGCCGCAAUCGACGUGUGGCAAGGCCGCACCCUCGAGGCCGUCCAGGCCGCCGACGUGAUCCUGCUCUCCUGCCAGCCCUCCCAGGCAUCCGGCAUCCUGGCCGGCCCGGAGAUGGCGAGAGCGCUGUCCGGCAAGGUCCUGCUCAGCAUCUGCGUGGGACUCUCGCUGCCCCAGCUUGAGGCACUGAUUCACUAUCCGGACGACCAAGACCAGCAGCAGCAGCAACGCCUCCCGCGCUGCGUCCUGGUUCACGCCAUGCCAAACACUGCAAGCACGAUCCGCGAGUCGUCGACCAUCAUCAGCCACUACCCCUCACAGACAGGUUCCUCCUCCUCCAAGACUACCUCUGACGACCUCGCAGAGCACAUCUUCUCCAGCAUCGGCAAGGUCAUCCACGUUCCCAGCACCCUCAUGCCCGCAGCCAGCGUGACGGCGGCCUCCACGCCCGCCUUCUUCACUCUCGCCCUGCAGGGCGUCAUCGACGGGGCCGUGGCAAAGGGCAUAUCCCGGGAAGACGCGACCAUCAUGGCCGCACAGGCAAUGAAGGGCACCGCGGGGAUGGUCCUCGCGGGGGAGUCGCCACAAGAGGUCAUGGAGAAGGUCAUGACGCCAAAGGGCUGCACCGAGAGGGGCGUGCACGUCCUGCAAGGCGCCGGCGUGGAUGGCGUGUAUGCUGACGCCACGAGGACGGGCAUCGAGAGGGUGUUUGAAAUGUCUCGCGAGAGGGAGAUGAAGGCUGCUGGCAAGAGCUGAGGGCUUGGGGACUCCAAUCGUUGGCGAGUGUCACCCAAGGUAAUACUCGAAUGAUCAAUAAAGCUGCAUUGGCAGUUGCAACAAGGCGGGCAUUACUUUAUGAAGAGAGUUACUUGUGGGAGCCCAACCGAAAAUCAUCCAGACUCAUCCAGGAGGAGUGUUCGGUCAACAAGCAAUCCACGAAGUCGAAUGUGCAGAUCUAAGCGGAGCGUCCACUCUUAUGAGCAGAUGGGCACGCAAUUCUAGAAAGCUCAAGAUAGCGGAUACACUGUAGCACGCGAUCGCAACAAGGGACUAUCGCAUCUCGGAACAAAGAACUCCUUUUGUGUACUAUUCAUACAUACAAGAUUUGAAUGGUCAGUCGCCAUCUCCCC